Molecule: messenger RNA, 900 nt
Organism: Notechis scutatus (mainland tiger snake)
Lineage: Eukaryota; Metazoa; Chordata; Lepidosauria; Squamata; Elapidae
Source: RefSeq, a predicted model, not a curated record
AUGGAAGCCUGCAACUCCUGUCAAGAAGAUCAUUAUCCUAACAAGGAACAAAAUCAAUGCAUCCCUAAAAUGUUUUCCUUCUUGUCUUAUGAGGAACCCUUGGGAAUGGCGUUAGCUAUUUCUUCAUAUUUCUUUUUUUUCAUCACAGUUUGGAUAUUAUGGGUUUUUAUAAAGUAUCGCAACACUCCUAUUAUCAAAGCCAACAACAGGAGCCUCACUUACACCCUCCUUGUUUUCCUUCUCCUCUGCUUCCUGUCUUCAUCACUCUUCAUUGGCCAACCCCAGAAGUUGACUUGUCUCUUCCGCCAAAUGGCUUUUGGAAUCAUCUUUUCAGUGGCUGUUUCAUGCGUGCUAGCAAAAAAUGUUACUGUGAUUGUGGCCUUCCUUGCCACCCAACCAGGAUCUGGAAUGAGAAAGUGGAUGGGAAAAAAACUAGCCAAUGCUAUAAUUCUAUUCUGUUUUUCUAUUCAAGCAGCUAUAUGCUUUAUCUGGUUGGCUACUACUCCCCCUUUUCCUGAUUUUGAUAUGCACUCAAUGGCUGAAGAAAUUGUGUUAGAGUGUAAUGACGGGUCAACUGCCAUUUACUAUUGUGUCCUAGGUUACAUGGGCUUCCUGGCUUUUGUGAGCUUCCUUGUGGCUUUCUUAGCAAGGAAGUUACCUGACAGUUUCAAUGAAGCCAAGUUCAUCACCUUCAGCAUGUUGGUCUUUUGCAGUGUUUGGAUAUCCUUUAUUCCUACAUACUUGAGCACUAAGGGAAAAUACAUGGUGGUAGUAAAAAUCUUCUCUAUGUUGGCUUCUACCGCUGGACUGCUGGCUUGCAUCUUUUUCCCCAAAUGCUACAUUAUUUUGCUGAGGCCAGAACUAAACAAAAGAGAUGAAAUAAUAAAGCGAAAAAGAUGA